Molecule: messenger RNA, 1761 nt
Organism: Fonsecaea erecta
Lineage: Eukaryota; Fungi; Ascomycota; Eurotiomycetes; Chaetothyriales; Herpotrichiellaceae
Exons: 5
Coding region: 1-1761 (586 amino acids)
Biological process (GO): fatty acid metabolic process
Molecular function (GO): medium-chain fatty acid-CoA ligase activity
Source: RefSeq, a predicted model, not a curated record
AUGUCAAUACGUUCAGAUGUUCUGGCAGAGUUAUCCUCGGAUGGUCGUUCAGCGGUCAUUGUUGAUCGUGCCAAUUAUCCGGAUGAUCGAUCACAAUGGGUACCAAAGCACCAAGGUCCAAAUGUCUUUCCCAACUUCUUCCUGUUUGGCCGACUGUUGCGUUGGGCUUACAGACCCCAUCUCGUUGCCGUGAAGGAUAUCACGUUCGGGUAUACAGCCGACUACACUCAACUCUUGACGGAUGUCCUCCAUCUUCGAAAUGUGUUGAGACAGACGCUGCCGGGUGAUGUUGUCCAGAAGAUCGAUAGAGAUGAAGAGGUCUUCAUUAACCUCCUUGGUCCGGGCGGCUAUGAAUUUGUGGUGGGCUUUUUUGCCUUGAUGGCGCUGGGUGCCGUCAUAGUACCCAUUUCCCCUGAUCUUCCGACCAAGGAAGCAACAUACUAUGCUAUCAAAGCAAGGUCUUCAGCAGUCCUUGUUGCACAGCGUAGCGUGCAGCUGGCCAAAGACCUCGAAUCCGCGGUUCGCAAGCAGCAGAAUGAUGGUUUUUGCGCCAUUCAGAUCACUCCCCAUAUCAUGCAGAAGCCUUUGGACCCAAGCCAAAUUCAAAUCUCUUCUGAUCUAUAUUUUGACCUGAACAAGUCAGGCUUGGUUAUUUUCACGUCGGGUACCAGCGGGCCCCCUAAAGGCGGGGUCAAGCGAAGAGGGUUCUUCUACGACGUGGCGGCUUCUUUCAGUGACCAACAUGGUAUCAAGGAAGGGGAUAUGGUAUUACAUGUGCUGCCUGUACAUCACGCGACGGGAGUGACUGUUACUUUGAUUCCCUUCCUAUACUGUGGAGGGUGUAUUGAGUUCCGAAGCGGUGGGUUCAACGUCGAAUGGACGUGGGAGCGGAUUCGGCAAGGGGGUCUAGCCUUCUUCUCGGGAGUGCCGACCAUCUACAUGCGCUUGAUGGCAUACUAUGAACAGCGACUGUUAAAACUACCACCACAGCAUUUGGAGGAAUACGUUCAAGGCGUGAACGAAAUCAGGGCUCUGCUGUGCGGCACUUCGGCAUUGCCACGACCAUUACAGCAGAAGUGGACGAAAUUGAGAGGAGGGAGAGCGAUAUUAACACGCUAUGGAGGUACAGAAUUCGGAAAUGCCUUUACGGUAACGCCGCGAUCAGAAGGCGUACCAGAUGGCUCUGUAGGAGAGAAGGCGCCCGGAGUUGACCUUAAACUUUCCAACGGUGACGAAGGAGAAGUGCUCAUGCGAAGCCCAAUCCUCUUUUCAAAGUACUUGUUUGACAGGGAAGCGACGAGAAACGCUUUGGAUGCUGAUGGGUAUUUCAAGACUGGCGACAUCGCCCGCCGGGAAGGGAAGUACUACUUCAUCCUGGGUCGAGCUUCCAUCGACAUCAUCAAAAGUGGUGGCUACAAAAUCUCCGCCUUAGAUAUCGAACGAGAACUUCUAGGUCUUGAUUACGUUGCCGAAGCAAUGGUAGUCGGAGUUGAAGAUGAGGAGUUUGGUCAAAGGGUUGCUGCCGCCCUAGUCCUGCAGCCAGAUGCACCCCGGAACUUGACCUUAGAAAGGGUUAGGCACGACUUGAGAGACACGCUGGCUGGAUACAAGAUGCCAACACUCCUGCGCGUCGUGGACGAGCUCAAGAAAAACGCUACAGGAAAGGUUAUCAAGAAAGUGCUUGUCAAAGAACUGUUUCCUGCAGAAGGACAUCCCAACAUACAACGCUGGGACUCCAGAAAGCGGGAGAGCAAGAUUUGA